AUGGAAGUGUUCCAGCAUCAGCUACUCAGUCUUGUUGGGGCUCUGAUCUGUUUCUGUAGUCUGAUAAAAUGCAUCAGAUUCAUGAGGACUUUUCCAUAUGUCUGAAGUUCUUUGCCUUAGAUUUUCUUUCAGUCAAUGGGAGAAUGGGCAGUCGUCACAGGAGCAGGAGAUGGGAUUGGAAAAGCAUAUUCCUUCGACCUGGCAAGAGGUGAAUUAACUAUAGUGAUGAUAAGGAGAACUUUUGAAAAAAUGAAUUUGGUAAGCAUUUUUACAGAGCUGGCCACAGAUCAAAAGGUGAAGGUUAUACAAGCUGAUUUCCCUAAAAAUUCAGUAUACAAGAACAUUGAAAAAGAUCUGAAGGACUUGGAUACUGCUGUUCUGGUUAGCAAUGUUGGAAUGCUUCACAAUCCUAUUCCAUGCCAUUUCCUUAAUGGACCAAACAUAGAAGAGGACCUUGUCAACUGCAAUAUUAUUUCUGUUCCAGGUAGAUAUUUGACAAAAAUUGUUUUGAAACAGAUGCAAGCAAGUCAGAAAGUUCUAAUUCUGAAUCUGUCCUCUGGUCUGAGUACUUUCCCUUGUCCAUUAUAUACAACGUACUCAGCUACUAAGAGGAGCAAUUCAACCUCAUCAGCACUUCUACAACCACUGCAAGCAGAGUAUAAGGCAAAGGGAAAUAUCAUACAGAUACUGAUUCCUUAUGGUGUUUCUGCUCCAAUGUACCAAAACCCUUGUGUUGUUACAAAGACAGCAGAAGAAUUUCUUAGUGAAUCACUGGAGUAUAUCACCAUUGGAGAUGAGAUUUUUGGAUGUUUCACCCAUGAAAUUUUGAUUGAAUUUGGGUGUGUGUAAAUGUCUUCCAAAGACUCCAGCCAAGUCUGUCUGGGCUCAG
Messenger RNA from Melospiza georgiana, 889 nucleotides. RefSeq names its product hydroxysteroid 17-beta dehydrogenase 3 (gene HSD17B3). The record is from RefSeq and is a predicted model, not a curated record. Gene Ontology annotation, cellular component: endoplasmic reticulum. Gene Ontology annotation, molecular function: oxidoreductase activity. Lineage: Eukaryota; Metazoa; Chordata; Aves; Passeriformes; Passerellidae.